CAGCCCCAAAUAACUAACCCACCGUGGGUAGGCAUGAAUCUUUCCUUUGAAUGUGCACAUUAUUUUACAAUCUACUCCAUGCUGUGAGGAGAGCGUUUUUGCCCGAGCCAGCUGGUGUUGCUAAUGUAGGCCGAGGGCCCGCUUGUCAAGAGGCGUUCAUGGAGAACUUGAACCCGACACAACUAACUGUCAAGCAGCUAAAGCAACGGUACCUGGAUGCCUUGCAGACUAACAAUGCCGAGGAGGUCCUCUGGAUCCUCCGCAUCAAGAAACUCGACAUCGACACCGUUCUGGAAGUGGACGACCCCAGCAUGGUCCUUGCCUCUUAUAAACAAGGGUAUUGGCUGCCAGGCUACAAACUAGAGAAGUCCUGGGCAAUGGGUCUUCAUGUUUGUGUGAUGUACAACGCUUUGGAAACCGCACUGGUGCUCCUCGAGGAAGGCGCGGCCAUCAACGGCAUGCCCAACGGGAAGACGCCGUUACACGUGGCCUGCGAGGUGUCCAAUGCCGACUGUGUGGGUCUGCUUUUAGCGCACGGGGCAAAGGUCAACAGCUUGUCCCUGAGUGGACACACGCCACUGCACUACUGCAUCACCAAAGAAUCCGUGACCUGCGCCAAGCUGCUCAUCCUCAAAGGUGCGCAGGUGAGUCUACCCAGUCACAACAAUGAGGAGGACACACCUUUACACGCCGCGGCCAGAUUUGGGGUUGCGGAACUGGUGGCACUCUAUUUGGCUCAUGGAGCGCCUGUGGAUUUAGUCAACUCUUUGCAAGAGACUCCCCUGAUGACCGCCGCCUUUUGGGCUUUUGACACGAAAGAGCAAACCUACAGCCAAGAUCACCAUCUUGUCUGUCGCAUCCUGUUGGACCACAAAGCGGAUGUCAACCUUCAAGAGGAAGAUAACAAAACAGCUCUUCACAAGGCUGCCUGGAACUGCGAUCACAUCCUGAUGCGGAUGUUGCUGGAAGCCGGAGCGGACGCCCGAGCCAUGGACAUCAACGGCUGCUCUCCCAUCCAGUACCUCCUCAAAGUUACUGACGUAAGGCACACGGCCUUACACGAAAACUGCUAUCAGCUGCUGCUCAACUACAACGCGGCCAGGAUCUACCCACCCCAGUUUCAUAAGGUGUUGCAGUCCUGCCAUGACUACCCUAAAGUUGUCGAGAUCAUGGUCAACUCGUAUGAACAUUUAAAGCCGACAAGGAAGUGGAGAUCUGCCAUUCCGGAUGAUUGCUACAAGCGAAACAAAGAAUUCUACGACUCCUUGUUCGCUGUUUGCACCAACAGCCCACGCAGCUUGCUGCACCUGACUAGAUGUGCCAUCAGAGGCGGUAUGGCGGUCUCGCGUGAAAGAGGAACGGCAUUGCUCCCUUUACCGUCAAGUAUUAAGAACUACUUAUUACUGACACCAGAGGGGGUACUGUAUUGAUCCGGGUACAUAUCAAGAUGGCUUCAACGGAGAACAUUCAAUAUCUGUUGAGAGGGGAAUAAGGAAUGCAUUUUUCAGAGUGUGUGAGAUGCACGCGACGAGGAUGUUCAUGACAUGUAGGGUCAC
Messenger RNA from Hippocampus zosterae (dwarf seahorse), 1556 nucleotides. It is a transcript of the gene asb4, whose product is annotated as ankyrin repeat and SOCS box containing 4. The transcript has 6 exons. Gene Ontology annotation, cellular component: cytoplasm; nucleus. The record is from RefSeq and is a predicted model, not a curated record. Lineage: Eukaryota; Metazoa; Chordata; Actinopteri; Syngnathiformes; Syngnathidae. Gene Ontology annotation, biological process: intracellular signal transduction. Gene Ontology annotation, molecular function: protein binding. Bases 51 to 1430 code for a protein of 459 amino acids.